Messenger RNA from Rotaria sp. Silwood2, 1605 nucleotides. Lineage: Eukaryota; Metazoa; Rotifera; Eurotatoria; Philodinida; Philodinidae. The record is from the annotation of a GenBank genome assembly.
AUGUCAUCUGAACAUGGAUUACAUGUUAUGUUAAGUUAUCAUUGGGAUAAUAAAGAAUUAGUUUCAAAAAUUUAUAAAGUACUUAAAUCAAAAAAUAUCCCUGUAUGGAUGGAUAUUCAUGGUGGAAUUAGUUUUAAUCUUUUUCAUAGUAUGGCAGAUGGAAUUGAAAAUGCUGCUGUUGUUUGUUGUUUUAUGACACCAAAAUAUCAAAAUUCACGUAAUUGUGAAAAAGAAUUAUUAUAUGCUGAUAGACGACAUGUUCCAAUAAUUCCAUGUCGUUUAACACGUGAUUGGGAACCAUCAACAUGGCUUGGAUUAGUUAUUGCUGGACUUGUAUGGAUAGAUUUUCGGGAUACAACAGAUAUAAAUAUUGAUCUUAAGAUUGAUAAAUUAAUAGAACAAAUUCGAAUUGUUGCAGGAAAAAAACUCAAUUGUUUUCAAAUAGAAACUUCUUAUGUUUUACAAACUUGUCCAAUUUAUUCCAGUAAUUCUUCAAAUAAUCUUUAUCCUGUUCUACCACAAACAAAUGAUAUAUCUGAUUCAUUGAAACGAUCAACAUCGGCAAUAUCUCAUCAACAUCAACAUGUUAAUAAUAUAAAUAUAGUACCACCACCAGUACCUCCACGUCCAAAUAAAGAUUUAAUUCGAGAACGAUUAUUCUCAGUUGAUAUAAAGAAAAAUCUCAAUGAAAUUGAAUUUAUCGAUGAAAAAAAAGAGAAUAAUAAACCAUUGAACAGUGAAAAACCAGAUAUAUGUGAAAUUUCACAUUCACAACAAACACAUGCACGUUUGAUACCUGAUGUUAUAGAUUUAUCAUCAUCUAUAAUUAAUAAUGAAAAAAAACGUAAUGGCAUUAUAAUUGAUUAUUCAAAAUUUCAUUGUUCACCUCGUAUUAUUGCAGAUGAUAAUGAGAAAAUCUCAUUUUGUUGUCCAUCAGGUGUUGCAGUUUCAAAAACAGGUCUUAUCUAUGUUGCUGAUCAACAAAAUCAAUGUAUUAAAGUAAUUCCAUUGUUAGGAAGUGAAAAAGAAAUUUUAUCACGUCCAUUUAAUCGACCAAAAGGUGUACAUGUUGAUGAACAUGGUCGUAUACUUGUAACAGAACAUAAUCGUUUACUUACACUUGAUAGUGAACUUAAUCUACUUAAAUCUAUUGGAGAUCAUGGUUCAAAACCAGGGGAAUUUAAUGUACCAUGGGAAUGGGGUCAUGAAGGUGAAGAUGCAGGUCAAUUUUAUUAUCCACAUUUUAUUUCUAUAUCAGGUAAUCAUGUUGCUGUAUCUGAUCAACUUAAUCAUCGUAUACAAGUAUUUGAUUGUUUUGGAAAUUAUCAUUAUAAAUUAGGUGAAAUUGGUAAUGAACCAGGUCAAUUUAGUUGUCUAUUUGGAGUAUGUAUCGAUGCCAAUGAUCAUUUAGUUGUUGCCGAUGAUGAUAAUAAUCGUGUACAAUUUUUUGAUGAAAAUGGUGAAAUUAAACUUAUAUUAGAUCAAAAAGUAAAUCCUUUAUUUAAUUUUCAAGGUGUUCAUGGUUUAGCAUUGACUUAUGAUGGUGGACUUCUUAUUACUGAUUAUAAACGAGAUGGAAAACAUCGUUUAUUUAUUUUUGCUUAA